Molecule: messenger RNA, 672 nt
Organism: Dipodomys ordii (Ord's kangaroo rat)
Lineage: Eukaryota; Metazoa; Chordata; Mammalia; Rodentia; Heteromyidae
Gene: Necap1
Product: NECAP endocytosis associated 1
Exons: 5
Coding region: 1-573 (190 amino acids)
Biological process (GO): endocytosis
Cellular component (GO): clathrin vesicle coat; membrane
Source: RefSeq, a predicted model, not a curated record
AUGCCCGGCGUGCUGGAGGUUGAACCAAAGACCUUGCCGACCGCGUCCAGCAGUCGUGCUGGCGCGCGCCGUGGGGGAGGGGUUGAUCAGUCAGCGGGCGGCCCGGGCGCCGCCGAGGCUGAGGCCCGCCCGGUCUCCCGUCCUAGGGCGUCUGACUGGAAGCUGGAGCAGCCCGACUGGACGGGCCGCCUGCGCGUCACCUCCAAGGGGAAGGUUGCCUACAUCAAGCUGGAGGACAAGGUGUCAGGCGAGCUGUUCGCGCAGGCGCCGGUGGAGCAGUACCCGGGCAUCGCCGUGGAGACCGUGACGGACUCCAGCCGCUACUUCGUCAUCCGCAUCCAGGAUGGAGGCUCCGGGGCACUGGCGUCGCUCCCCAAGCGGCUCUGGGUCUUCCUCACCGCUUCCUCUUUCCUCUCGUGCCUUGCAGAUAUCCUCUUAGACCUGGACUCCCCCGCGCCCGCGCCCGCGCCCGCGCCCGCGUCCACCAGCAGCGACCUAUGGGGAGAUUUCAGCACCGCGUCCAGCUCCGCUCCAAGCCAGGCGCCGCAGCCAGCCAGCUGGGUCCAGUUCUGACGGGCGUCAGGCAGGCAGGACAGAUGUUGGGGCGACCUGGGGGCGGCUGGUGCGGGGGUCAGGGGCCCAGGCCGGGCGCAGUCCGAGGCUCCCCGCGGG